AUGGACCCCACCGAUCCGAGCGUUCAGAAGCAGCUGCAGCAGCAGAUGCAGCAGCAGCAGCAGCAAGAGGAGAAACGCAAGUGGGGCAGUCGAGGAGCAGAGGAGGAUGGCUAUGAGGUCACUGCUCUCGCCCGAGGCGCACGAACGCCGUACGUUGCAGGGGUCGCGCGUAUUCACCUCGUCAAGCCACAAAAUGCGGUUGCCGCCGAAAAUUACAUCAUGCAGGGUCAUACUUACCUCUGUGUUGGUCCUUAA
Messenger RNA from Eimeria maxima, 255 nucleotides. Its product is annotated as double-stranded DNA-binding domain-containing protein, putative. The record is from RefSeq and is a predicted model, not a curated record. The coding region runs from base 1 to 255 and encodes 84 amino acids. NCBI's taxonomy places the organism in Eukaryota, Apicomplexa, Conoidasida, Eucoccidiorida, Eimeriidae. The transcript is spliced from 4 exons.